AGCUUACACGGGAAGUGUCAUGCGCACAUGUCUUCUGGCGCCAUCACAGUCCAUUUUGAAAAAAAAUUGAAUCUCUCUGUCAGCUCUAACCCGCCCACAUAUCAUAUCACAUCAUCUUAUAAAGUGCAGUGUAAACACAGAGGAGCACUCGCUGUCUGAAAUCGUGUCGUGUGUUUAUUUCCUGAGGAUUUUGCGAAGAAAGGGUCUCUUGUUGUUGAUGGCAGCGAUGGAGCAAAUGCAUCAGAAGCAGCAGAAGUUCGCUGAGCAACAAGCAGAUGAAACAGAAGACAUGCAGCAUGGCCCUUUCCCCAUUGAACAGCUCCAGGCAUCUGGGAUUGCUUCUUUGGAUGUGAAAAAGCUUAAGGAUGCUGGUUUAUGCACAGUGGAAUCUGUGGCUUACUCUCCCAGGAAGGAUCUUCUGCAGAUUAAAGGAAUCAGUGAUGCAAAAGUUGAUAAGAUUAUUGAAGCAGCUUCAAAGCUUGUUCCAUUGGGUUUCACUAGUGCCAGCCAACUCCAUGCACAACGGCUUGAGAUCAUUCAAAUAACUUCAGGAUCAAGAGAACUUGAUAAGAUCUUAGAGGGAGGCAUUGAAACUGGAUCUAUAACUGAAAUUUAUGGUGAAUUUCGCUCUGGAAAGACACAGUUGUGCCACACAUUAUGUGUUACUUGUCAGCUUCCUUUGGAUCAAGGAGGUGGCGAAGGGAAAGCCAUGUAUAUUGAUGCAGAGGGAACUUUCAGGCCACAGAGAUUGCUACAAAUAGCAGAGAGGUUUGGUUUGAAUGGUGCUGAUGUAUUGGAGAAUGUUGCUUAUGCUAGAGCCUAUAAUACUGAUCAUCAAUCAAGGCUUUUGCUGGAAGCGGCUUCAAUGAUGGUUGAGGCCAGGUUUGCUCUUAUGAUAGUGGACAGUGCUACUGCUCUAUACAGAACAGAUUUCUCAGGUAGGGGGGAGCUGUCAGCCAGGCAGAUGCAUCUUGCAAAGUUUCUCAGGAGCCUUCAAAAGUUGGCAGACGAGUUUGGUGUAGCUGUGGUGCUUACCAAUCAAGUUGUUGCACAAGUGGACGGGUCUGCUAUGUUCGCUGGGCCACAAAUAAAGCCUAUUGGUGGGAAUAUAAUGGCACAUGCUUCUACCACCAGGCUUGCUUUUCGCAAGGGAAGGGGGGAGGAACGCAUAUGUAAAGUAAUAAGUUCUCCUUGCUUGGCAGAAGCUGAGGCACGCUUUCAGAUUUCACCAGAAGGAGUUGUUGAUGUUAAGGACUGAACCCACAAGUAAAUCAAUCCAUUUUCCAGUGUUGCUUCCUUCUUAGCUUCAAUAUAAGCUCUUACCUGUCUAUUGCAAGUCCUAAUUGGUUCAUAUACCAGCCAAGAGCCAAACAUUUGGGUGUCUCCAUGUGGCUAUGUUGCUAUGUUACUUAUGAUAGAGCACUUCUUUUGAUCCAUGGUAAGAAAGGCAGUUUUUGCCCGUAGAAGCUCUAGAAAUGGAAGGUUCUGGUAGCUCUUUUUCUUGUUUGGUCAAGUAUCAGACAGCUUUGAAGUUUUUGUUGGUUUUAUUCCAAUGCACUCAUAAAAGUGCAAAUAUUUGUCAAUGAUAUGACAAUCAUGAUUUUUGUGUAGAUUGUGGCAACGUAAUGUGGCUUGUUUUAUGUUUAUGGGGGCUCUUGAGAGGAUAGCAAUUUAAACCUUUGGAUUGUUAGUGAUUAAAUGAUCUGGAAUGGGAAAAUAUACUGCUUGUGAAUGUCGUUA
Molecule: messenger RNA, 1740 nt
Organism: Amborella trichopoda
Lineage: Eukaryota; Viridiplantae; Streptophyta; Magnoliopsida; Amborellales; Amborellaceae
Gene: RAD51
Product: RAS associated with diabetes protein 51
Biological process (GO): mitotic recombination-dependent replication fork processing; DNA strand invasion; mitotic recombination
Cellular component (GO): condensed nuclear chromosome
Molecular function (GO): DNA strand exchange activity; single-stranded DNA binding; ATP hydrolysis activity
Source: RefSeq, a predicted model, not a curated record